GGAUGAGGAAAGCUCCAAAAGUCCAGAGGCACUGCGCUUAUGAAACACUGGCCCAGUCAGGGCUUAUAAGAACAGGCCGCAGUGAAUCCACAACAGUCAGAGCAACCAGGGAAUGAACAAGAUGAAGCUGGACUCUGCAGCAGUCCUGUCCAUGUGGAUCUUCCUUCUCUCACCUGUUCGAGGGGAGCAGCCUGUAAAUUGCCGUUGGUCCAACUAUGGGCUUUGGUCAGAGUGUGACCCCUGCUCCAGCACUAAGGUGCGCACCCGUCACAUCCAAGUGUUUGCUCAGUUUGGAGGAGCUCUGUGCUCCGGGGAAUCCUUCGAUAUACAGCCCUGCUCCUCUCACAAACAAUGCCCCCUACAGGACGGAUGUGGAGGACGUUUCCGCUGCUCCUCAGGUCAGUGCAUCAGCGCUGCCCUGCUGUGUAAUGGAGACCAGGACUGUGAGGAUGGGCUGGACGAGGCUCACUGUGAGAACACCCACUACAUCUGUAACACCCUCCAGACCCCACCCAACUCGGACCUGACCGGCAGAGGGUAUAACGCCCUGACUGCAGAGCUGAAGGCCUCAGUGAUAAACACGCGCAGCUUUGGAGGACAGUGCAGGACAGUGUACAGCGCACAGGGAGGAACACGCUACAGACUGCCACAUAAUGUGCUCAACUACAACCUGCAGGUGGCAGUGAACAAUGAAGAUAGUGAUGAGUCCUAUGAGUCGUCCUGGUCCUACAUGAAGCACGUCCAGACCAAAGCCCUGUUCACCAACUACAAACAGACCUUCCACCACGAGCUGUCCGAAAACAAGGCCCACAGGCUGAUCAUCCUGAAGAACCGUGUGGUGCUGGGACACUUCCAGAACUCGGCCCCAGCGUACCUCACUCUCUCUGAGGGCUUCUGGCGCGCUCUGGCCUCCCUCCCUCUCACCUACGACUACGCCGCCUACAGCCGUCUCCUGCACACCUAUGGCACACACUACCUGUCUGAGGGGUCUGUGGGGGGGCAGUACAGCGCUCUGCUCCAGCUGGACCGUCAUGAAAUGGAGUCUACAAGUACCACAGAUAUUGAGUACCAGAGGUGUUGGAAAAAAGUGAAACGGCGUUUCUUCAGGAAGAAGGUGACGGUGACAUGUGAGAGGCUCACACAGGCUCUGUCCUCCAAAGAUGGGUUCCAGCGCAGCAGCAUGCCCAUCAAAGUGAACAUUGUUGGGGGAGACGUGUCCCUGAUCGGGGCCCUGUCAGUUCUCGAUCUGGAGAGUCCUGAACGGAACGGAGAGCAUUACGACAACUGGGCAGCUUCUGUGCAAGACUUCCCUGCGCUCAUUGAGCCCAAGCUGAGGCCCCUGUACGAGUUGGUGAAGGAGGUGCCGUGCUCCGGCCUGAAGAAGCUCUACCUCCGACAGGCGCUGGAGCAGUUCCUCUCUGAGCAGGAUCCCUGUCACUGCAGGCCCUGUCACAAUAAUGGGGCCCCUUUCCUGUCAGGGGCCCAGUGCACCUGCGUGUGCAGACCUGGGACGUCCGGAGCCGCUUGUGAGAAGGGGACUGUCAUAGGAGAGCAGCCUGGAGUGGUUCACGGGGGCUGGAGCUGCUGGUCGCCAUGGAGUUCCUGCUCUGGAGGUCAGAGGUCACGCUCUCGAAGCUGCACUAACCCCGCCCCCAGAGGAGGAGGGGCACAGUGCACCGGGGCCAGUGUGGAACGGGGGACAUGUGAGGACCCGGACAUGGAGUACCUCAAGCUGAUGGAGCCCCAGUGUUUGGGUCUGUCUGUGCCCCCCCCAAAGACGUGCCCCCCUCCUCCCCCUCUCCCCAACGGCUUUGUGCGGGACCCCAGGGACAUGUACGUGGUCGGGGUCAGGGUGGAGUUCUCCUGCAUCCACGGCUAUCACCUCCAGGGCGGCGCCGUGACCACGUGCACGGAGCAGCAGACGUGGAGCACAGGGACGAGGAGCUGUGAAGUGUCCAUGUGUGCGGCUCCACAGCUCCAGCCUAAUGUCAACGCCUCUCCCCUGAAGCAGAGCUAUGAGAUGGGGGACAGUGUGUCUCUGUCGUGUCCCCCAGGCCUGCUCCUGGAAGGGGAAGUGUCUCAGAGCACAUGCAGCUCCAGCCUGCAGUGGUCCCCCUCCCCCGAGGACACUCGCUGCAAAUCAGUGCCCUCUGCCCCCACUCCUCCCUCUGGACUGCUCUGUGCGCUGUGGGAGAACCCUGGACGCAGAGGCUGUGUUUGCAAGAUGCCCGCUCAGUGCCCGCCAUCGCUGCCCCUGUGUGCUGACCUGGGUCUGUGGAACCGCACUCUGGGGGUGUGCCAGCUGGGGGCGCUGCGCUGUUUGGGACGGAGGUUCACUCUGGUCUCAGACCAACAGUGCACGUGGGAGGAGCCGUCGUGCAAAGCCUGUGUGCCUGGGACCCGCUGCGACGAAUCCUCAGACAAAUGUGUUUGCCAGAGAGUGUCAGAAUGCCCGCCAAACUCCACCCCCUUAUGUGCCAAAUAUGGUGGCAGUGACGUUGCUGUGACGACCAGCGAGUGUGAGGUCGGGGCCCGCAGGUGCUCCGGAGAAACGGUCCAGGUGAUGGGCAUCGAGGCCUGCCCUGAUCACUGACAGAGGAGAUGAGCUGUACAUAGUCUUGUUGUAAAUAUAUUUGAUAUGAAAUGAAAUGAGUGCAUCAGAUGUGUGUGUUUCACUAUUAAAAAGAUCAUUUAGGGAAA
Boleophthalmus pectinirostris (great blue-spotted mudskipper) is the source of this 2700-nucleotide messenger RNA. It is a transcript of the gene c7b, whose product is annotated as complement component 7b. Lineage: Eukaryota; Metazoa; Chordata; Actinopteri; Gobiiformes; Gobiidae. The record is from RefSeq and is a predicted model, not a curated record. Gene Ontology annotation, molecular function: protein binding. Gene Ontology annotation, biological process: immune response. Gene Ontology annotation, cellular component: membrane attack complex.